CGCAAUCUUCCACGCAGAUGCGUUUCUUUAUCCUUUCCUCUUCAUUCUUCAAUUAUAAGCGCCCCCAUCCCCCCUAUCGCUUUCCACUCUCCCCAGAUCUUAAACAAAGAAGUUUGCACUCAAGCCAGGGAUCAUGGGUCGUGGAGUCAGUUUUGGUGGGGGCCAGAGUUCUUUGGGCUAUCUUUUUGGUAGUGGUGAGCCUCCAAAGCCUACUACUAACAAUUCUGAGGCUCCUCUGAAUCAAGGAACAGCUGUUAGUGCUGGAACUCCACAGAAAUCUGUUGCACCUGCACCAGCACCGCCUGCAGAUGCUACCAAACAGAUACCAGCUGGGGUCCCCGGGAGCAAAACAAAUAACUACUUCCGUGCUGAUGGUCAGAACUGUGGGAACUUCCUUACGGAUCGUCCUACAACCAAGGUCCAUGCUGCACCAGGUGGAGGGUCCUCCCUGGAUUACCUGUUUGGAGGUGGAGGUGGCAGCAGCAAGUAGUGCCUAGUUCAUUUCUAAGAUGCCAAUCUCUAAAUCCUCCUCAAGUCUGGAGCAACCUACCCAUUUGUACUUUAGACAAUCCAAAAUUUGAAUUGUCAAUAACUUGAUACUUGGUUUGGCAGUGUGAAUUUCCUGUUGUAAAUGGACAAAUUGUUGAUAAUCUUUCCAUAUAUAAUAUUUGCAUUUCUCUUAAAA
Messenger RNA from Ipomoea triloba (trilobed morning glory), 685 nucleotides. RefSeq names its product protein SPIRAL1-like 1. Gene Ontology annotation, biological process: cortical microtubule organization. Gene Ontology annotation, cellular component: cortical microtubule, transverse to long axis. The record is from RefSeq and is a predicted model, not a curated record. NCBI's taxonomy places the organism in Eukaryota, Viridiplantae, Streptophyta, Magnoliopsida, Solanales, Convolvulaceae. The coding region runs from base 134 to 490 and encodes 118 amino acids. The transcript is spliced from 3 exons.